This is a messenger RNA of Dicrocoelium dendriticum, 1809 nucleotides long. The record is from the annotation of a GenBank genome assembly. Lineage: Eukaryota; Metazoa; Platyhelminthes; Trematoda; Plagiorchiida; Dicrocoeliidae.
AUGAUGGAUUUAUGUGCUAUUUUCCACGGGCUUUGUCAGCCUCGCCUUAAAUUGAUUCUGUCAAGCGUUUUCACUCACCAGGAGAAAUAUCUGGAUGACUUGAAAUGCCUGUUCGACGCAUUGUUCGAGAUUUUUAAUCAUGUUGAGUCUCAAGCGUCUUUACCUUCUGGAUACAAUCAACUUUUGCCUGUGGUAGCUUACCUUUCCGAUAUUUCAUGGUCGUUAUAUUCGUUCCUUACCACACUCGCUCAACUUACUACCAGACGCCCAAUUGAUGUUUGCCUUAAUUCUGGUGGGAUUGAAAGAUUUGCAGCCUUCUUCGAACGCGUGUUUUCCUCCCUUCAAAUACAAAUUGAGGCUGCGUUCCAACUAUCCAGCAGCCAACGCCAGACGUUACUAUCCGACUUAUCAAGAGCAAGCACGCUUUUCAUUUGGGCCGUCCGCGAAGGUCUCUUGGAACCUUGUUUUUUGAACCGCAUCCGCCAAUUGUGCGACGAGGGACCGUGUUUUUCUGACCGCCUUGCUGAUGAUCCAGCGAUCCAGUUAGCACAGAGGUACAUGGAUCAGACGCUGCAACUGCUGAGCUAUCGAAAAUUCAGCCUGGCCAUGCAACUCCUCUAUCCGUCGGAAAAAGACGUGUCAUCAAUUCGCCGGUUGGUCGGAAAGGAUGGGCUUGACGAUGCGACAUCCCAGUAUCUAUUUGCUGCCACUGAAGCUCUGCUCUCCGAAGCAGACAUCCACCCAGAACCUGAAACUACCACCCUGGAUGAGAGAACUCAGCCUGCUGUCUCCUCCACUCGCACCCGAUCAAUAGAGUCUGAGGCUGGUCUCUCCAUGAGCAAGUCAGUUCGUGAGGUCAGAGAAGUGCUACCUCAUCUGGAUGUUGAACUAAUACAGCGCUACCUUGAUGAACUCUGUGGUGAUCCCAGUAAGGUGAUCAACGCAGCUCUUGAGUGUACCUUUCCAGAGAAUGCCAUUCAUCGGGGCGAACUGGUGAAAAUACAAAAGAAUCCGAAGCCACAAUCGGAAAAACGAUUAGAAAUGGAUUUGGCCACCGCUGCAGCCACAGGAGUAAUCACCUUGCAGCCUGAUCAUUUGUGGCAAGGCAAAAGAGUGGUCGUUCUUCCCGAGCUGAGUAAGCGUGAAAAACGGCUCACGCUGCGUUCUGCGUUCAGCAUCUGGGAAGAUGAUGAAGAUAACAACCGUUUUACUUCAGAGUUAGCUGAUGGAGUCCCAAAGAAGUCAGAAAGGUGUUUCGAGAAUGUUUACGAGGAUGAGUAUGAUGACAGCUACGAUAUCCGCGAAGGAAUUGUUGAUGAGGUGCACUCCGAUGAGCAGUCGAGAUCGUUGCCCUUCACCACUAAUGUGGCCGCCUGUGAUCCUAGCAACACUGGCUCAUCCCUUCGCACAGAUGCGAACCAACGUCAAACGGUGUUGCGAAUCGAGAACCCUGAAAGUGUACGUCAACGUCAAGAAGAAUUCAAAAUAGCACGCCAGGCUGAGCACCGUAAACACAUGAAGCCGCGUAAUCCUCGUCCACUUCCCGUGAUGCCUCAACCUGUACCGUCUGGAACUAAUCGAGAAGUGCCUUUUGUGGCUGGUUCACUCUCUAAAGUCGUUUCAGAUGACUUCCUUAGCAUUUAUGAAGUUCCUAAUCACGACGCGUCUAGCGCUAACGAGUCCACAGUGACGUCCGAUUCGCUGUUCCGGUGCAUCGAAGGCAGCGAUCGUCACUAUCGUGGUAUCCACAAGGCACGCUUGGGAAACCAUAAUAGGCGCUGGCUGGCGGACAGAAAGCGCCGGUUUUAA